Rhincodon typus (whale shark) is the source of this 837-nucleotide messenger RNA. Its product is annotated as probable G-protein coupled receptor 139. Gene Ontology annotation, biological process: G protein-coupled receptor signaling pathway. Gene Ontology annotation, molecular function: G protein-coupled receptor activity. The transcript has a single exon. The record is from RefSeq and is a predicted model, not a curated record. NCBI's taxonomy places the organism in Eukaryota, Metazoa, Chordata, Chondrichthyes, Orectolobiformes, Rhincodontidae. Bases 1 to 837 code for a protein of 278 amino acids. Gene Ontology annotation, cellular component: membrane.
AUGGCAGUGACAGAUCUACUGGUCAUUAUCACCGCUGUGGUAUUAAACAGAAUUCCUGGCAUUUAUUUUCCAGGCAGUUUCCUUUCCAUCACUCUGAUAUGUAGUAUCAGUAUUGCAUUAAUUUAUGCAGCCAGAGUCAGUUCUGUUUGGUUGACAGUCACUUUCACCUUCGAUAGAUUUGUGGCAAUUUGUUGCCAGAAGCUGAAAACAAAAUAUUGCACUGAGAAAACAGCGGCAGUGGUCGUAGGAUUGGUCUGUGCCCUGGGAUGUGUGGCUAACAUCCCAUGGUAUUUUAUACAUGAACCCAUCUACAAAAUAGACAACGUGUCUUGGUACUGCAGGCUGAAAAAUAUUCGUUAUACUUCUCCUGCCUGGACAGCUUUUGAUUGGAUUGAUCAUCUUUUAACGCCAUGCCUCCCGUUCCUUCUGAUUAUUUUGCUUAAUGUGCUGACUGUAAGACACAUUUUAGUAGCCAGUAGAGCCCGUAGAAGGCUCCAGGUUCAUAACAACAAAGAGACUCAUCAUGAUCCAGAAAUGGAAAGCCGGAGAAAGUCCAUUGUCUUACUCUUCACCAUCUCAGGCAGUUUCAUCCUUUUGUGGUUGACAUAUGUCAUACAGUUCUUAUAUGAGCGACUUACAAAUGAUUAUAAAGUCCAAGGUUUCAGUGACCCCAAAUUUAUUCUCAUAGAAAGUGCAAAUAUGCUUCAGCUGUUCAGUUGCUGCACAAAUACAUUUAUUUAUGCAGUUACUCAAAGUAAAUUCAGGGAUCAGUUAAAGACUUUGGUGCAAUAUCCCAUGCAUUCAAUAUGGAAAUUUGUAAAGCCAUUACAAGAAUAA